AUGCUGCCGUCUAUGCUCUACACCACAACGUCAGCUGACACCAAUACUGCAAGAACUGCUGUUUGCGAGAUGCUACGGAAGCGUCCUCAUCCCAAUCUAGCACAAUACCAAGGGUGCAUCGUUUCGCGCGGCCGAGUACCUAGAUGGCUUAUCCUUCACGCACUAUCCCCAGUCGCUGGCGUCUCUGCUCAAUCCAGGGCACUUGAGCAAGGUGGAUUCAAUCACCUCCCUCGAAUCCCAAAAGCGGAGGGCUGCAACGGCCAUACCUUCAGCUUGAUGCGGCAUCGCGUGCGAUCUUUCAGAGGUGUGGAGAAGGCCACCAUGAACGUCCUUUCGCGAUCGAACAUGAGUGCCUUGGCUGGUCUACGGUCAUCGACGGUAGGCUGGCAGCUAGAGUACCAUGUUGAUAACAUUCAGAUAGGCCGCAGCUCCAACAAUGCGAAUCUUCUUUGGUGA
Molecule: messenger RNA, 456 nt
Organism: Verticillium dahliae VdLs.17
Lineage: Eukaryota; Fungi; Ascomycota; Sordariomycetes; Glomerellales; Plectosphaerellaceae
Exons: 1
Coding region: 1-456 (151 amino acids)
Source: RefSeq, a predicted model, not a curated record